AAAUUUGCCACUCAUACAAUAAUUGCAGCUACUGUAUCUCUACUCGCCCAUGUGUAGCACGCUUGGGCGCUAGCUCGCAUUUGAGAGAACCAACACCCUUGCUCCCCCCAUUUUCGUCAAAACCAACAUUCUUCAAAUUGAUACUGUAGUUCUCACUCUGAGUAGCAGCUACGGCUGUCGUUCCCGUGGUUGAGAGCCCUUACCGUUGUGGUUCUACUGUGGAGGCAGCGGGCGUAGCGACCGGGCGCAAGCAGCCGAGCGGGCGGUGGAGAACCAGUCGCAAAAGUCUGCGGAAUUGUGGGAUCCAGUGCAGCUAUGCACCGUGCAGUAUUGCAGCAGAUGGUUUGAAUAUAUUUGCUCCAGAGAUGUGUGCUGGCGAGCGGCCUCAGAGCGAAACUGGGGGCGCCCCAAGACGCCCCAAGUUCCCGGAUCCACUUAACUGCCAGCCGCAGCCCAAUCUACAAAAGGAGAGGACCGGUAGCCUGGUUUCCCAUAGUAGUUGCGGAAAUAUGAUCACAGAAGUGAUCUGGCAUUGACCUCAGGUCGCAGCUAGAGAAUAGUGCACAGUCCAGGAAGUUGGGAUGCACGCAGAUGGGGCAGCUCCUCCAGCCCAACUCCAGCACUGGUCAUUCACCCCAGCCCCCCAGAAUUCAUUAUCAAUGACACCCGCCCCUCACUUCCUUGAUAUAGCUGUCGUAGACGAAAUUAACUUUGUAAAAUGAGUUUCUGGUACUAUUUGUUCCUGGCGCUGUUUGUGCCGCUUUUCGGCACCUACAUCGUUCAGCACCUAAUUUGCUCCGUAUUCUAUAAGACUCAAAACCUGAAGAAGCGGUAUAAUGCUGAGUGGGCUCUCGUCACCGGCGCCAGCUCGGGCAUUGGCAAGUCCAUUGCCACCCGGCUUGCGCGCCAAGGGCUCAACGUCGUGCUGGUGGCGUUGGGCGACAGUCUGCUGGACAACACCUUUGAGGAACUAAAGGCAGCCUACCCCAAAUGCCAGUUCCGCAAGGUGGCCGCCGACCUGGGCGGCUCCGACUACCUGGCGCCCAUCAUUGACGCCACCAAGGACAUCCGGAUCCAGAUCGUGUUCAACAAUGCCGGCUACAUGCUCACCGGCUUCUUCCACACCCGGCCUCUGGACGCGCUGAUGAAGAACCUCAACUGCAACGCCGUGUGCGCCGUGGCCAUCACCCACCACUUCGUGCAGCAGAUGAUCGGCUCGGGCCUGCGUGGCUGCGUGGUGUUCACCAGCUCCGCCGCCGCCGCCAUCCCCAGCCCCUUCUCAGUGCAGUACGCCGCCACCAAGUCCUUCAUCUCCGUCUUCGGCGCCAGCCUGGCCCCCGAGGUCAAGCCGCACGGCAUCGACAUCCUCGUGUUCCACCCCUCGCCCGUGGCCUCCAGGUUCUACGACAAGGCGCACAAGCUGGACGCGCUGGACUUCUUCAAGCGCUUCGCAGUGCACCCGGACGCGCUGCCGGACACGGUGUUCGCCAGCAUUGGCCGCACCGUGUGGCGCGACAUCGGGCCCACCGCGCUGGCCUUCCGCACCGUGGUCAAGAUCGUGGACUACAACUUCCUAGCCACCGUCAUCGCCGCCUUCGGCCGCUACAUGCCCGACUUCAAGCGCGCCUCAGCCGAGGGCGUCCCGGCGGCGCCCGGGGGGGCGGCCGGUGUUAAGAAGACGCACUGAGGACCAGGUAGCGUGAUGCGUUGAUGAAGCGGAGGGGGUGGCGGAGGAGACGAGGAGCGAAUGAGGGGAAGGAGGAGGGCUGCAGCAAGAACAUGUGAGGUCGUUUGAGCCUUUGAGGCCGUAUCCCUGCGAGCGGGAGGGGCAGAGGUGCUAAUUACUGCGUGCCCUUACCUGGGCACGCUCUUGUCAACCCGGGUUCACUUCAGUUUGGGGCACCGUCCCAAAACUGCACAACCUUUGGACCUGUGUUUAGUCGUGGUAGUACAGUCCGACGUGGAAACCAACCUUGCCUACCCCCGCCUGUCGUGUCAGAUUCACCGUCCGACAGUACUACCACUGCCGUACGGCCCUUCCCGUGCGGGGGGUCAUGGGGGUGGGCAGGGGGGUCCCCGUGGCCAAACUGGUCUCCCCUGAGUCCCCCACGCUCUCAGCCCCUCUGUGCAUGUAGUAAUGACUUGCUGGUCAAGUGGGGGGGCGGUCCGCGCUCGCCUGAGGUCGAAAUGGGCGGGUUUUGGCCCGCCAGGCAUGUGCCCGAUGGGCGCGUGUCGGUCCGAUCGGGCCCAAGUGUGCUGGAGAGAGCAGUAACUCACUCAAUAUGUUAUUUAGAUACCCAAUAUUGCAUUGGAACGUAUCCCGGGGCAAAAUGUGAGGCUCUGCCGACCGGCAAUUUCGCGACCGAGGUCCCUCGAGGAGCCAUUUUUUCAAGCCGUGAUUGGUGCCGUGUCUACUUUCAGCUAUGAGAAUGGAAAUUCAAGGCUUUGCGAGGGCUAAAAGCAGCUCUUCGUGUACAUUGUCGGGGCAUGUCGCUGCAUUUCGCGAGCUGGGCGAGCGGGCAGGCCGCGCCAGGGCUUAAAACAACAAGUCAUAACAUACAUAUGUCAUGUAUACGCCUUAGGCAAGGUUUGGUCUUUGGACGGUGCGGCGUGUAUGGGCACGCCCCGAGUGAACCCGGGUUGGCUCUUGUUUGAGUUUUGACGGACUCAUUACGGAUGUGGGAUGAAAGGUAUGUCGGUGGUACAUGCGUGCGGAUACGCUAAGAUCUGUGUACUGUCGGCACGUGCCGUUGCUAGCCCGGACGACGGAGGGGUGUCUCUUGUGGGCGUCCCUCCACGUGCCUGUUGGCUAAGCCUAGGCUUACCGGCACCCUCGCACGCCGGGGCAGAUACUUUGGGACCAGCUGGCCCAACUGUGCAUGUAAUUGCAUGGAUCA
Messenger RNA from Chlamydomonas reinhardtii, 2897 nucleotides. RefSeq lists its product as uncharacterized. The transcript is spliced from 7 exons. The record is from RefSeq and is a predicted model, not a curated record. Lineage: Eukaryota; Viridiplantae; Chlorophyta; Chlorophyceae; Chlamydomonadales; Chlamydomonadaceae. The coding region runs from base 719 to 1687 and encodes 322 amino acids. Gene Ontology annotation, molecular function: oxidoreductase activity.